Messenger RNA from Camellia sinensis, 1155 nucleotides. The record is from RefSeq and is a predicted model, not a curated record. Lineage: Eukaryota; Viridiplantae; Streptophyta; Magnoliopsida; Ericales; Theaceae.
AUGGUUGAGCAUGUUGGAUUCCAACUAUUUGUUAGAAAUCUUCAGCCUUUGUUUGAGUUAGUGACAUUUAAUAGGGUUGAGACCGACUGUAUUGAAAUUUAUCAUAAAGAGAAACAGAAGGUGUAUGAGGUGCUAGAUAAGUUACCUGGUAAAAUCAGCAUUACUGCUGAUAUGUGGGCUGCUAAGGAAGAUGUUGAUUACUUAUCUUUGACUGCACACUUUAUUGAUGAUGAUUGGCAAUUAAAGAAGAAAGUUUUGAAUUUUAUAAUGGUCGAUCCUUCUCAUACAGAAGACAUGCUUUCAGAAGUCAUCAUGGCAAAAUACAUGCUUUCAGAAGUUAUCAUGGCAAGUCUAAUCGAUUGGGAUAUCGAUCGAAAAUUAUUUUCAAUGACAUUUGACAGUAGUUCUACCAACGACAAUAUCGUCUGUAGAAUUAGAGACCGACUCUCCCAUAACAGGUUUCUUUUGUGUAAUGGUCAAUUAUUUGAUGUAUGCUGUGCACCAAAUAUUAUUAAAUUGAUGGUUCAAGAUGCCUUGGAAGCACUGUCGAAGGUAACCCAUAAGAUUCGAGAUAGCUUUAGGUAUGUUAGAAGUUCACAAGCAACGCAGGAAAAGUUCAACGGGAUGGUUCAUCUUGUGAGCAUUGAUAGUCAGAAGUGCUUGUGUGUUGAUAAUUCAACACGAUGGAAAUCAACAUAUUUCAUGCUUGAAGCUGCUUUAGUGUAUAAAGAUGCGUUUUCUGUUCUGCAAGAACAUGAUCCCAUUUACACAAUGUAUCCAUCUGAUAUAGAGUGGAGCAGAGCAAGUGCCAUUACCGGCUAUUUGAAGCUCUUUGUUGAGUUGAUUGAAUGGUGCCAGAACUCGGAUACUUAUCUUAGUUCUUUAGCCUUGAAGAUGAAAAGCAAAUUCGAUGAAUAUUGGAAGAAGUGCAGCUUGGGUUUUGCAGUUGCAGCAAUAUUAGAUCCUCGGUUCAAGAUGAAGUUGGUAGAGUAUUAUUAUCCUCAAAUUUAUGGCACGAGUGCUUCUGAUUGUAUUGAUAUUGUUUCUAAUUGUAUGAAAACACUUUACAAUGGGCAUGCCAUUUGCUCCCCAUUAGAUUCUCAUGGUCAAGGCUUGUCUUGUCAAGUAGGCGGUGGUGGUGGGGGUGCAAUUUAA